This is a messenger RNA of Amborella trichopoda, 5796 nucleotides long. Its product is annotated as SEC7-like guanine nucleotide exchange family protein. Gene Ontology annotation, cellular component: trans-Golgi network. NCBI's taxonomy places the organism in Eukaryota, Viridiplantae, Streptophyta, Magnoliopsida, Amborellales, Amborellaceae. Gene Ontology annotation, biological process: regulation of ARF protein signal transduction. Gene Ontology annotation, molecular function: guanyl-nucleotide exchange factor activity. The record is from RefSeq and is a predicted model, not a curated record.
UCGCAUUAUUUUUUCCUUUCUUUGAUCUUUCGCGCUUUAAACCCUAACCCUAAUUUUCAUUGAAACAGGAAACCCUGUUUCUUUGUGCCCUAAUUUUCCUAAUUUUCUGCCGCCCUAAAGUUUGGCUUUGAGUAUUUCUCUUAUCUCCAUUGCAAUGGCUUCCUGUAAGGUGUAAGCUUCACAGUGAGCUUUGAAGGUUUGGACUCGAAUUCUGCUGCAUUGGUGAUCUCUUAAAACUAAAUUUUAGCCCAAAUUGUUAUCUCUAAUGUGUAAUUACAGCUCAAUGGCGAUGUAUGGGCUCUGAAAUGACUUUUUUGGCCAUGAUUCUGAGCUGGAAUGGUGAUCUCUGAUCUCUAAUUUUUGUUUGAAACUGAUGCGGGAAUGGCUUGUUCUCAAACAAUAGGAGGUCUUUCCAGGCCUGGUCGAGUGCUUGGUCCAUCACUCGAUAAGAUCAUUAAGAAUGUUGCUUGGCGUAAGCAUUCGAAUCUUGUACAGGCCUGCAAAUCCGCCAUUGACAAGCUCCAAACUUUGGAAGACCUUCAAAAUCCUAAUUAUUCAUCUUGCAUCCCGUUAUUCUCACCUUCUGAUGCAGGCGCAGUCCUUGAACCUUUGAUUCUCGCUCUAGAAUCUGGAUCUGUGAAGAUUAUUGAACCUGCUCUUGAAUGUCUUCAGAAGCUGAUCUCCAAUGGCUUGAUCUAUGGAGAAGUGGAAAAACCCGAUAAUGAAGAGAAUCCCCCUGCAAUUUUCAGGGUUUUGGACUCAGUCUGCAAGUGUCUGGCCUCGGCUGAUGAAGCUCUCGAGCUAGGUUCUUUGAAAACUAUUCUCAUUUUGGUUAGAUCAGGGUCUUUCUCAAUUCGUGGUGAUUUUCUGGUUCGUGUCGUCAAGAAUUGUUACAAUGUGUAUUUAGGGAGCACAAGCGGGGUUAAUCAGCUUUGUGCAAAGGCAUUACUGGCUCAGAUCAUGGUGAUUAUGUGCGCUAGAAUGGAGGCUGAUUCAGUUUCAGUCAAAGUUAAACCGGUUUCAGUUUCAGACAUUUUGGAAUUCUCAGAUAAGAGUUUGAGCGAAUCAAGUCUGGUUCAGUUUGUUCAAAAUUUCAUCAAUGGAGUAAUUGAAGGGGGGGAAGGAUGUUUGGGUCCUCCUCCUUCUCUGAAUGUUGUUGAGGGUCAGGGUUUGAGCCCGACAAAACAUGAAAGUGCAAAGAUUGAUGUGGUAGAAGUGAAUGAGGGUGAGAAGAAAUGGGGGAAUGGCAAAAUGUCAGAGUUUGGAGAAGGGGAUUUGGCAAAUGGGAAUGAAACCGAGGAUAUGGAGGGUAGCAAGAUAAGGGAGGAUGUAUUUUUGUUGUUCAAGACAUUGUGCAAGUUCUCGAUGAAAUUUUCAACUCAGGAUAAUCCUGAAGACCAUCUUCUCAUAAGAGGGAAAGUGUUGUCCUUGGAGCUACUGAAGGUCAUGAUAGACAAUGCAUGUCCAUAUUGGCGAACUGAUGAGAGGUUUCUCAAUGGUAUCAAACAAUUUCUCUGCUUAUCAUUGCUGAAGAACAGUGCACUUUCAGUGAUGAGUGUAUUUCAACUCCUGUGCUCUAUCUUUGCAAGCCUAUUGUCAAGGUUUAGAUUAGGGUUGAAGGCUGAAAUUGGCAUUUUCUUCCCCAUACUUGUACUCCGCAUUCUUGAAAAUGUGCUUCAACCAAGUUUCUUGCAGAAAAUGAGAGUUCUGAAGUUGUUGGAAAAGAUGUGUGAAGAUCCACAAAUAAUCAUUGAUAUAUUUGUGAACUAUGACUGUGAUGUAGAAUCUCCAAAUAUUUUUGAGAGGAUUGUCAAUGGCCUGGUCAAAACUGCUUUAGGUGUGCCUCCUGGUUCAGCAACAACACUGACUCCAGCCCAGGAUAUUGCUUUUAGGAUUGAAUCUAUCAAGUGCUUAGUUGGUAUCAUCGAAGGAAUGGGAACUUGGAUGGAUCAUCAGUUACGAAUAACUGAUGUGUAUCAAUCAAAAAACUCCGAUGUCGAUUCUUCUGGGGUUGAAAAUGGUGCGGAAGGUACUCCCAGUGACUUGGAGCUGCAUUCUGAAACAGUUUCUGAAACAUCAGAAGCUGCAACUCUAGAGCAGCGUCGUGCAUAUAAACUAGAACUUCAGAAAGGUAUAUCCUUGUUCAACAGAAAACCUAGCAAGGGCAUUGAAUUUCUCAUGAAUUCCAAAAAAAUUGGUAGGUCUCCAGAAGAAGUUGCACUGUUUCUGAAGAAUACUGCUGGUUUGAAUGGUACUAUGAUUGGAGAUUAUUUAGGUGAAAGAGAAGAUUUUUCUUUGAAAGUAAUGCAUGCAUAUGUGGACACAUCAAAUUUUGAAGGGAUGAAUUUUGGCGAAGCCAUCAGAUUUUUCCUUCAAGGUUUCCGAUUACCUGGUGAAGCACAGAAGAUCGAUAGGAUCAUGGAGAAAUUCGCAGAGCGCUAUUGCAAAUGCAAUCCAAAUUCUUUUACGAGUGCAGAUACUGCUUAUGUUCUUGCUUAUUCUGUGAUAAUGCUUAACACUGAUGCUCACAAUAACAUGGUAAAAAAUAAGAUGUCCAAGGCAGACUUCAUUCGAAACAAUCGAGGCAUAGAUGAUGGAAAAGACUUACCAGAAGAGUAUCUUGGUUCGUUAUAUGACAACAUUGUGAAAAAUGAAAUAAAGAUGAAUGCUGAUACUGUAGCUCCACAGAAUAAACAGGCAAACAGUGUCAACAAGCUAUUAGGUUUGGACAGCAUUCUCAAUUUAGUCACUUGGAAGCAAGUGGAAGAAAAACCAUUAGGCACUAGUGAUACGCUUUUGCGGCAUAUUCAGGAGCAGUUUAAAGCUAAGGCUGGCAAGUCAGAGUGUGUCUACUAUGCUGUCACGGAUGUAGCAAUUCUGAGAUUCAUGGUGGAAGUUUGCUGGGCUCCCAUGAUGGUUGCAUUUAGUGUAACUCUUGAUCAGAGUGAUGAUAAGAUUGUAACAUUUCAGUGCUUGCAAGGCUUUCGUCAUGCAGUUCAUGUGACUGCUGUGAUGUCCAUGCAGACUCAAAGGGAUGCUUUUGUUACCUCAGUUGCAAAGUUUACAUAUCUUCAUUGUGCUGCUGACAUGAAACAAAAGAAUGUGGAUGCUGUAAAGGCCAUCAUAUCCAUUGCUAUUGAAGAUGGAAACUAUCUCCAGGAAGCAUGGGAGCACAUCCUGACCUGUCUAUCUCGGUUCGAGCAUUUACAGUUACUGGGAGAAGGUGCCCCGCCAGAUGCAUCGUUCUUUGCUGUACCUCAAACUGAAGUGGAGGAAAAACCUCCAAAAUCACCUAUGCUUCAGUUACUUAAGAAGAAAGGACCAGUUCUUCAGAAUCCAUCUGUAGUGGCUGUUGCUAGAGGGGGUUCAUAUGAUAGUACAGCUCUGGGACUUAAUGCUUCGGGGAUGGUAACUCCAGAACAGAUAAAUAACUUGAUGUCUAACCUAAACCUAUUAGAACAAAUUGGGACUUUCGAGCUGAACCAUAUAUUUGCGCACAGUCAAAGGUUGAACAGUGAGGCAAUAGUUGCAUUUGUAAAGGCCCUUUGUAAAGUUUCUAUUGCAGAGUUGCAGUCUCCAACAGAGCCUCGGGUUUUUAGUCUCACAAAAAUAGUUGAAAUAGCGCAUUACAAUAUGAACCGAAUCAGAUUGGUGUGGAAUCGAAUAUGGAAUGUUCUUUCAGACUUUUUUGUUGCAGUUGGAUGUUCAGAGAAUCUCUCGGUUGCUAUUUUUGUGAUGGAUUCAUUGCGGCAGUUGUCCAUGAAGUUCUUAGAACGUGAGGAGCUGGCAAAUUACAACUUCCAGAAUGAAUUUUUGAGACCUUUUGUUACUGUUAUGCAGAAGAGUGGCUCUGCUGAAAUUAGAGAGUUGAUUGUUCGUUGUGUUUCUCAAAUGGUCUUGGUUCGUGUCAACAAUGUGAAGUCAGGCUGGAAAAGUGUUUUUAUGGUUUUUACCACUGCCGCUGCAGAUGAACGCAAGAACAUUGUCCAACUUGCUUUCGAGACUAUUGAGAAAAUUGUUCGUGAAUAUUUUCCUUACAUAACAGAGACUGAGACAACAACUUUCACAGACUGUGUUAAGUGCCUCAUUACGUUUACAAACAGCAGAUUUAAUAGUGAUGUCAGCCUCAAUGCUAUAGCAUUCCUUCGGUUCUGUGCUGUAAAACUUGCAGAAGGAGGACUAAUAUGUUACGAGAAGAGCAAGGAUUUGGAUUCACCUACAAGUGUGAAUGGAGAUUUGCUAGACAAACAUAAAUUUACAGAAAAAGAUGAGUAUGUGUACUAUUGGGUACCUUUGCUCACAGGUUUAUCAAAGCUCACAUCAGACCCAAGAUCUGCUAUAAGGAAAAGUGCAUUAGAAGUUCUUUUUGACAUUCUUAGAGAUCAUGGACAUCUUUUCUCGCUAGCAUUUUGGAUCAGAAUUUUCCGAUCUAUUGUUUUCCCUAUAUUCAACAAUGUGCCACUCCAUAGGGCAACUGCCCAAAUGAAUGAACUUAAUGAAGAUUCUUGGAGCUCUGAAACUUGUGCAGUGGCAGCCCAACUUCUUGUAGAUCUGUUUGUAAAAUUCUUCAUUGUACUUCGAUCAUUGUUACCCAACAUUGUCGCCAUUGUGACAAGUUUGAUGAAGAGCCCCCACCAAAGAUUUGCUAGUGUUGGAAUAGCUGCUUUUGUUCGCCUAGCAAGCAAUUUGGGCAGUUCCUUUUCAGAAAAGGACUGGGAAAGCAUUCUGAUGUCUUUCAAAGAGUCAGCUGCAUCCACUAUACCUGAGUACCUGCAAGUCGUGAAGUGCAUGAGUGUCGUUGAGAUACCUGAUACUUCAGAGGCAAAUUCUGAAAAUGAAUUGUUUUCUGAUCAAGGAUUGACUUGGGAUUUGGUGGAGGAUGAGAGCCUAAGGUUAGCAGCAAAUGCAGUGGCUAAAAUGAAGGCUCAUGUUUCUGUGCAACUCCUUGUGGUUCAGGUCAUCACAGAGUUGUAUAAGGCACAUCGCCAGCAUUUAUCAGCAGCCAACAUACUGAUAUUCUUGGAAGUGUUAUCUUCUAUAGCAACUCAUGCGCAUGAAGUAAACUCCAAUGUCACUCUAAAUCGGAAGCUUCAAAAAGUGGCCUCCUAUUUAGAGGAAUCUGAUCCACCUGUUCUCCACUUUGAGAAUGAAUUGCACCAAAAUUAUCUCAAUUUCUUGCAGCUUCUUCUCACCGACAACCCAUCUCUGUCACAGGAGAUUGGUGUGGAAUCUCGGUUAGUUUCGGUUUGUGUAAAGAUUCUUGAACAAUACCUGAACUGUGCUGAUUCCAAAUCAAAGAGGGAGCUUCAGAAUAGCCAGAAGGUCCUCUAUUGGUUAGUUCCCUUGGGUUCUUCAAAGAAAGAAGAAUUGGCCGCUCGAACCCCAUUGGUGGUGAUUUCGUUGAAAGUUUUGAGUAAUUUUGAGAGGGAAUCAUUUACAAAGUAUUUAUCCCUCUUCUUUCCAUUGUUAGUGGAUUUGAUCAGAUGUGAACACAGCUCAGGAGAAGUUCAGCGUAUUUUAAGUGACAUUUUCCAGUCCUCCAUAGGUCCAAUAUUAAUGCACUUGUGAUAUAUCCUUCAUUGAGUGAGGUACAACCAUUCCUUUUUCCCUUCUUUGGGUUCUCAUUUUGUAGGGUAGGAGCCAAAUGUGGUUAUUGUACAGUAGGCAUUUAUUUAUAUGGAUAUCGCCUAAGUGAAUCAGCUCCGCAUAUCUUUGAGCACUUGAACGUGAUGCCAUUCUGGAAAUAAGUUGUGAAAUCCAAUUGAAUUCUAAUAUAGUGCAGCCAUAUCAGUCCUA